Molecule: messenger RNA, 1194 nt
Organism: Thunnus maccoyii (southern bluefin tuna)
Lineage: Eukaryota; Metazoa; Chordata; Actinopteri; Scombriformes; Scombridae
Product: NACHT, LRR and PYD domains-containing protein 12-like
Exons: 8
Coding region: 11-1180 (389 amino acids)
Molecular function (GO): protein binding
Source: RefSeq, a predicted model, not a curated record
UCUGGCCUACAUGCUGCAGAUGUCAGAGGAGGUUCUGGAUGAGUUGGACCUGCAGAAGUACAACACAUCAGAUGAUGGACGACAGAGACUGAUCCCAGCUGUGAGGAACUGCAGAAAGGCUCUACUUUCUGGUUGUCGACUCUCAGAGACUCACUGUGAAGUUGUGGCCUCAGCUCUGAAGUCCAACCCCUCCCAUCUGAGAGAGCUUGACCUGAGUGGAAACCUCCUGAAGGAUGGUCUGACUGGUUCAAGAUUUGAGCUUCUAUCUGCUGGACUGGAGAGUCCAAACUGUAGACUGGAGACUCUGAGAUUGUGGCUCUGCAGGUUGUCAGAGACCAGCUGUGCUUCUCUGGUCUCGGCUCUGAAGUCCAACCCCUCCCAUCUAAGACAUCUGGAUGUAAGAGGAAACGACCUGAAAGUCUCAGGAUUAAAACUACUGUGUGAUUUUCUGGAGAGUCCAGACUGUAGACUGGAGACUCUGAGAUUGAGUUCCUGCAGGUUGUCAGAGACCAGUUGUGCUUCUCUGGUCUCAGCUCUGAAGUCCAACCCCUCCCAUCUGAGAGAGCUGUAUCUGGGAGGAAACGACAUGUGUGACGUGAAGCAGCUGUGUGAUUUUCUGGAGAGUCCACACUGUAGACUGGAGUCUCUGGAAUUGAGUGGCUGCAGUUUGUCAGAGAUCAGCUGUGCUUCUCUGGUCUCAGCUCUGAAGUCCAACCCCUCAUCCCAUCUGAGAUAUCUUGAUCUAAGAGGAAAUAACCUGAAGGACUCGGACAUGAAACAGCUGUCUGAUCUUAAGGAGAGUCCACACUGUAGACUGGAGACUCUGAGAUUGACUGACUGCAGUUUGUCAGAGAUCAGCUGUGCUUCUCUGGUCUCGCCUCUGAAGUCCAACCUCUCCCAUCUGAGAGAGCUGUAUCUGUCUGGAGGAAAGUUUCAGGAAUCAGACGUGAAGCUACUGUGUGAUUUUCUGGAGAGUCCAGACUGUAGGCUGGAGACUCUGAGAUUGAGGUCCUGCAGGUUGUCAGAGAUCAGCUUUGCUUCUCUGGUCUCAGCUCUGAAGUCCAACCCCUCCCAUCUGAGACAUCUGGAUCUGUCUCACAACAACGUGUGUGACGUGAUGAAGCAGCUGUGUGAUUUUCUGGAGAGUCCACACUGUAGACUGGAGUAUCUGAGUUUUUAACCUGCAUCCUGUUG